Molecule: messenger RNA, 1674 nt
Organism: Sporothrix schenckii 1099-18
Lineage: Eukaryota; Fungi; Ascomycota; Sordariomycetes; Ophiostomatales; Ophiostomataceae
Exons: 4
Coding region: 1-1674 (557 amino acids)
Biological process (GO): regulation of DNA-templated transcription; DNA-templated transcription
Molecular function (GO): DNA binding; zinc ion binding; DNA-binding transcription factor activity, RNA polymerase II-specific
Source: RefSeq, a predicted model, not a curated record
AUGGCAGACGCACAGCACCAGACUCCGGCCAUCACAAAGGCGUGCGACUUGUGCAGGAAAAAGAAGAUACGUUGCCAGCGCACCCCGGAUGGUGGUUGUGCGCAGUGCACGCGGGCCAAUGUGGCCGACUGCCACUUUACACCAAUUGCCACGAAGAAAAAGGCGCGGCGCCCUCCCGGACACAAGCAGAUUGCCAUCCUCGAGGAGCGUCUUAGGAGGACUGAGGGCCUUCUGCAAGAUGCCGUCGGGAAACUUGGCACAGAGCCAAGCCGCAGCGAGUCGAAAUCAUCAACUCCCAGCUCUACAAAUCCUGUCCAACAUCCAUUGGCCAUGAUGGAAGAAAAUCUGGCGCAGCUGUCGCCUCCUCCACAGAUACUAACCUGGAAGGGCAUGAUGGCCCUGGGCCCGUUCUCACUCCCUUCGUUUCACCCAUUGCCGCCCCAUAAUGUCGCUAUCGAGCUCGUCGAGGAGGCAUUUUCCGGCUUCUACGAUUUCUAUCCUCUUUUCGAUAAGAGCGACUUUCUACUGCAAUUCCGAGCCAACUACGCACACUCCUCAAGUUCCACUGACCCGGCCUGGUGGGCAUGCAUCAACACGGUACUUUCUCUAGCAUAUCGCCUACGGGCCAUGCGCGCCGUACGCACUUCCGGCGACCUUUUCAAAGAGAGCCAAGGCGCAUGCGGGCACAUCCACAAUGCGCUCGCCGUCCUAUCCGAGCUCCUUUUGCUUCACGAUAGCUUCCCCGCCGUCCAGGCGCUCGUAGGUAUGGCUGCCGUGCUGCAGGGCACGCCGAACCCACACUCUGCCUCGGUGCUCGUCACUGCAGCUUUGCGCAUGGCGCAGGGUAUGGGCUUCCAUCGCAGGACGUGCCGCGAUGAUAUGGCCAACAGCACGCUCUCUGAGGAAGAGAAGGCACAGCGUCGGCGUGUGUUUUGGAUUGCAUUCUGCAUCGACAAAGACAUUAGCCUCCGCACGGGUCAACCAUUUGCCCAGGAUGAUGAUGACAUGGAUCCUGCUCUGCCCCCCGCUUUAAAAGGCGUGUCCAAUGUUGCUCACGGAAUUUUCCAUGCGCGCAUCGGGUUGGCUGUGAUCCAGGGCCAGAUUUACAAGAAGCUGUACUCGGUGCAAGCUUCGCGCCAGUCCGUGGCCGAUCGCGCCGCUGUAGCAGACGAGCUCAACUUGCUCCUGCACUUCUGGAAAAGCAGCGGUGCUAUGGUGAUGGACGAGGUCGGAUUGACGGGUGAUUUAUGUACCACAGGGCAUCUUCACAAGCUGAUCUUGCGCUUUACGUACGUCAACUGUCUCGCAAUGGUCGACCCGUAUGUCGCAAUGCCACAAAAUCUACAAGAGAGCAGCUGUGUUUCCGAGGCACGUGAAGCUCUGCCCCUUAUACGGAACGUACCUCGGGGCGAUUUUUUUGUCACCUGGGCUCUUCUCCGACCACUGUUUUCUGCCGUCACCGUUGUUCUCGAAAACGUGAUCCGUAACCCAGGAGGAACAUACGCACUGUCGAGCUGCGUAGCUGUGGAGCAUGCGAUACAACUCCUCAGUAUGCUCGCCGCCAACAACUUGACAUGCUCGAGGUCCCAAGAGGCACGGCACAUGUAUCCUAUCUGCCUAGACCUGCACAUUCGUGCAAAUAACGCAUUUCAACAGGUAUCUCUUAACGCAUAG